CACGUCCUAAUAACAAGCCCUCUGAUUGGUCAAGUGUCUCACGGCCGGGGGGGUAAAAUUUGUGAAUGGCUUCAUACUGAGAUAUGAAAUUAUUUAUAAUGUUUUAUCAGCACUUUAGCAGAUGUUGUUUUUAUUUGAUGUGACGUUCUUCAGGACUGGAUUGUAAAGGGGAAACGAUGUCGGACGCUGAAGGUGCUCGCAGUCCAGACCAGCUGAAUAGAUUCGAGAAACUGACACACAGGCCGCCGCACCGUGAGACAUUAGCAGGUCAUCGUACUCCCCCUGCCCGCAGUGGGCAUCGCUGCGUUGCUGACAACACUAACCUGUAUGUGUUUGGAGGGUACAACCCUGACUAUGAUGAGUCCGGAGGCUCAGAGAACGAAGACUAUCCACUGUUCAGGGAGCUCUGGAGGUACCACUUUGCCACCGGCUGCUGGCAGCAGAUUCAAACAGAGGGCUACAUGCCCACAGAGCUGGCGUCUAUGUCAGCUGUUUUGCAUGGCAACAACCUCCUGGUGUUUGGCGGCACCGGGAUCCCCUUUGGUGAAAAUAACGGCAAUGACGUACAUGUUUGUAAUGUGAAGUACAAGCGAUGGUCACUGCUCAACUGUCGGGGGAAGAAGCCCAACAGAAUCUAUGGACAGGCAAUGGUCAUUAUAAACGGCUUCUUGUACGUGUUUGGAGGGACAACGGGUUACAUCUACAGCACAGACCUGCACAGGCUGGACCUGACCACCAGGGAGUGGAUCCACCUCAAGCCCAACAACCCUCCUGACGACCUGCCUGAGGAACGGUACAGGCAUGAAAUAGCACAUGACGGACAGAGGAUCUACAUCCUGGGAGGAGGAACUUCCUGGACAUCUUACCCUCUGGACAAGAUACAUGCUUACAAUCUGGAGACCAAUUCCUGGGAGGAACUUACAACUAAACCUCAUGACAAAAUAGGGUAUCCUGCUCCUAGGAGAUGCCAUAGCUGUGUACAAAUAAGAAAUGAUGUAUUUAUCUGUGGAGGCUACAAUGGGGAAUUGAUUUUAGCUGAUCUGUGGAAGAUCAACCUGCAGACUUUCCAGUGGAGUAAACUACCAGCAAUGAUGCCUGAGCCGGCCUACUUCCACUGUGCUGCUGUCACGCCAGCUGGCUGCAUGUACAUCCAUGGUGGGGUGGUGAACAUCCAUGAGAACAAGAGAACUGGCUCUCUGUUUAAGAUCUGGCUGGGUGUACCCAGCCUGCUGGAGCUAUGCUGGGAGAAGCUCCUCAAGGCCUUUCCCCACCUGACUUCAAUCCCUACCAUGCAGCUGCUCAACCUGGGACUCACACAGGAACUCAUUGAACGUUUGAAAUAGGCCGCACAUGGAAGGACGGACAAAUGAAUGGAUGGGAUGGGCUGGGCUGGAAUGGGAGGAGAUGAGUUCUGACAGAGCACAGAAUUAAAUUCUUAGCAAAAUUCUCGGGAAAAUGUCGUUUCCCUCCCCUGCCUAACGUAGCCCCACCUUAAAACCAAAAACAAUGGGAUGCCUUUUUUUGUUAGUUCUUAUUAUUUUUCGCAGUUUCAGUGAUGAUAAAGAAAAUAAAUGUGGAAUGUUUUAUGGAUUUUACUCAACCCCCCUGUUGCCACCACAAUUCCUUACAUGAUGCCUUUGUGUCAAGCUAAACAUGAAUUCCCACUUCUCAUCCUCCAAACUGUGACAGCUGGAAAUACUAUAUUUUGCCAUACCACGUUUUCAAAGAUUGUCUAUUCGUUCGAUCGUUUUUUUUAUCUGCCUCCUCCAGUACUUUUUAAGAAUUCUGUGCAAAGGAAGAAUGCAUGUGUAUUUAUUUAAAAGACUAAUUCAGUUUUUCUGGGGGUAUUCUCAUCACCUGAUAUUGCUGUUUGCACACUUUGUCUUGCAAAUUUGUGGAUAUUUACUUUUUUUUUAAUUAGAUCAUAAAAGCAGUCUAUCUUCAGUAUAAAAAGUGGCAGACUGUUUUUGAAUAAGGACCAUGCCAGUGUUUCUGCACAUUUUAGCCAAUUUAAUUCAAGUCUCAUGUAUAAUUUUCAUUUCUGCUGACAUGCUGUCGUGUUUUAGAUUUGCUUUUAAAAUGGUUUUGCGACCUUCCAGGUAGCCUUUUUAUUUCCCUUAUCUCCUUAUGGUAUGAAAAGACUUGAGAGACUUGAGAAUUGCGACUUGCUUAACAUAGUCAAUCACACUGAUUUGCGUUUGCUUUUAUUGUUGAAGUUAUGUAAUCCUUGUAUAACUUUGACAUAAAUAAGAGCAGACACGCUGGUCACUGUGAGGCCAACCAAUCUUAAAUUUCAAGUCUGAGUUGUUUUUAUACUAUAUGAAUGGAAACCAGUGUCUGCCUGGAGGGAAGGAAAAUCAUUUUUUUUAAAGUUAUGGUAUACUUCGAAAAUGGUCAUGAGUAAUAUGUUUUUGUGAUAAGUUAGCUAAAACGUGCAGAAACACUGUAUGCCCAUCGUUAGUGUGUGAAGAAAAGGUUCAAUGCUGGAUUUGCAUACUGUAUGUCUGAGCUCUUGUAUUUCCUGUAUUUUCCAUUCUACAUUAUGUUACAGCCUAGUCUGGAAAACAGUCUGCAAAAAGGUUUCAAGGGUGGCUAUCUUUAAAAUGAUUAAUUUUCCAUCCUGUUUGCUUGCAGCUCUCAUUUGUAAACCAAACCAUGCAACACAUCACUGUGAAUUUGGUGCUCUUUAAAAUUAAUUCAAAAAUGCUUUUAUUCAAAUAAAGACUUAAAUCUGUUCAGACUUUUACUCCCUCUCUGUUGAGGACACAAAAUGUUUUGCACAGGGAGUUGCUUUAGUAGCAGGCUUAUACAAACAUUUGUUUUCACUGCAGUGCCUUUUUUAAACCUUUGAGGCUGACAUUUCCCAAAUAUAGGCAGUAUACGAUAUUUGCAUAUUAGACAAAGGGUUCAUGUUGAAAAUUGUUUUUAAGUAAGUGAACAUUUUCAAUAAGCUGUAACAUAUAAUCAUUCAACAUCUUGGUGACAAAAAUAGCAAUUGUGUAUCCUGUUUCAAGGAUGCAGAGGCUUUGUAUUCUCUUCCUGUUAAUCCAGACAGAGUAGACUUAAGGCAUAUUAGGAAUUAACCCGAAAAUCACUUAGUCAACGUGUCAAGUUAUUGUGUUCCAAUACAGUUCUUAUGUUUAAUUCAUUUAACAUAUGCCAAAUAUUGUGCAACUUGAACAAAGUGAUUAUAAUGAGAGGUUAGGUGAGGCCCAGGAUGGGAUGUUGCCCUAUGGUUUGAUCUACCUGCACUACUUUUCUCCCUUUUAUUUCUGUUCUGCAUGUCGUCAUUCCCUGCUUUUUAUAUUAACUUUAUCAAACCUUUAAUUUGAGACCGUUUUAAAGGUGACCACUAAAAUGUUGUACAGUAGGCUUGUGUGAAUGUUGUUGGGAGUACUGUUAAUAAAAGUGUUCUGUAAAUAGC
This is a messenger RNA of Sander lucioperca (pikeperch), 3424 nucleotides long. RefSeq names its product kelch domain containing 10 (gene klhdc10). Gene Ontology annotation, molecular function: protein binding. Gene Ontology annotation, biological process: positive regulation of stress-activated MAPK cascade. NCBI's taxonomy places the organism in Eukaryota, Metazoa, Chordata, Actinopteri, Perciformes, Percidae. The transcript has 9 exons. Bases 177 to 1343 code for a protein of 388 amino acids. The record is from RefSeq and is a predicted model, not a curated record.